CUCUCCACAUACAGAAGGCAGCUCCGCCUGAUGGACGGGGGCAGUCACUGUGCAGGGAGAGUGGAGAUCCUGCAGCAGGGCUCCUGGGGCUCCAUCUGUGAUGACAGCUGGGACCUGAGUGAUGCCCACGUGGUGUGCAGACAGCUGGGCUGUGGAGUGGCCCUGGAGGCCACCAUCUCUGCUCACUUUGGAGAGGGAUCAGGGCCCAUCUGGCUGGAUGAGCUGAAUUGUACAGGAGAGGAGGCCCACGUGUGGCAGUGCCCUUCUCAGGGCUGGGGGCAGCACAACUGCAGACACAAGGAAGAUGCUGGGGUCAUCUGCUCAGACUUCCUGGCCCUCAGGCUGGUGAGCGAGGACCAGGAGUGUGCUGGGUGGCUGGAGGUUUUCUACAACAACACCUGGGGCAGUGUCUGCCACAGCCCCAUGGAAGCUGUGACCUUGUCUGUGAUCUGCAGACAGCUUGGCUGUGGGGACACUGGGACUCUCAACACUUCUGUUCCUCUCAGAGAAGGUUCUAGACCUCAUUGGGUGGAUGGAAUCCAGUGUAGGAAAAUGGACACCUCUCUCUGGCAGUGUCCUUCUGACCCCUGGAAACAGAGAUCUUGCUCUGCAAAGGAGGAAGCUUAUAUUGUGUGUUCAGAUAAACUUUGCCUGGUGGAUGGAGGCAGUCGCUGUGCAGGCAGAGUGGAGAUUCUUCAUCAGCAUUCCUGGGGCACUGUCUGUGACUACAGCUGGGACCUGAACGAUGCCCAUGUGGUGUGUAGACAAAUGGGCUGUAGAGUGGCCCUAAAUGCUGUGUACGAGGCACUCUUUGGGGAAGGAACAGGGCCCAUCUGGAUGGAUGACCUGAAGUGCACAGGCGAGGAGUCCCAUGUGUGGAAAUGCCCUUUUCUAGGCUGGGGACAAAACUACUGCACACACAAGUUGGAUGCAGGUGUCAUUUGCUCAGGAUUUGUGCAUCUGGUUGGAGGACAUGGACCCUGCUCUGGGCGAGUGGAAGUGAAUUCUGGAGGAGAGUGGAUUCCAGUAUCUGAUGGGAAUUUCACAUUUUCCACAGCCCAGGUCAUCUUUGCAGAGCUGGGGUGUGGCAAGGUUGCAUUUGUCCUGGGGAACCUGCCCUUCAGAGAUCCUGGUGAACAGGUCUGGGCUGAAGAGUUCCAGUGUGAGGGGCAGGAACCUGGGCUCUGGUUCUGCCCCAGAGUGUCCUGUCCUGGAGGCAGCUGCCUACACAGAGGGGCUGUGCAAGUUGUCUGCUCAGGAUAUACAGAUGUUCGGCUCAUGAAAAAUGGCAGCUCUCAGUGUGAGGGUCAAGUGGAGAUGAAGACCUCUGGAGGCUGGAGAACACUCUGUGCCUCCCACUGGAAUAUGGCCAAUGCCAAUGUAGUUUGCCGUCAACUGGGCUGUGGAGUAGCCGUCUCCACGCCAAAGGGAGCGUACUUUGUGGAAGGAGGAGAUGAGAUCUGGAGAGACCAAUUCCACUGCUCAGGGUCUGAGUCCUUCCUGUGGAAUUGCCCUGUGACUGCCCUGGGUGUUCCUGCCUGCGCCCAUGGAAACACAGCCUCUGUGGUCUGUUCAGGAAACCAGACCCAGCUGCUGCCCCAGUGCAAUGACUCCUGGUCUGACCCAGCAGGCUCUGCAGCCUCAGAGGGCCACACUGCCAACUGCUCAGACAGCAGACAGCUCCGCCUGGUGGAUGGGGGCAGUCACUGUGCAGGGAGAGUGGAGAUCCUGCAGCAGGGCUCCUGGGGCUCCAUCUGUGAUGACAGCUGGGACCUGAGUGAUGCCCAUGUGGUGUGCAGACAGCUGGGCUGUGGAGUGGCCCUGGAGGCCACCGUCUYUGCUCACUUUGGAGAGGGAUCAGGGCCCAUCUGGCUGGACGAGCUGAACUGCACAGGAGAGGAGGCCCAUGUGUGGCAGUGCCCUUCCCAGGACUGGGGGCAGCACAACUGCAGUCACAAGGAGGAUGCUGGGGUCAUCUGCUCAGAGUUCCUGGACCUCAGGCUGGUGAGCAAGGACCAGGAGUGUGCUGGGUGGCUGGAGGUUUUCUACAACAACACCUGGGGCAGCAUCUGCAACAGCCCUAUGGAACCCAUGACUUUGUCCAUGAUCUGCAGACAGCUUGGCUGUGGGGACACUGGGACCCUAGAUUUCUUGRUUCCUCCCAGGGAAGGUUCUAGWCCCCGAUGGGUGGAUAAAAUCCACUGUCGGGAAACUGAUACCUCUCUCUGGCAGUGUCCUUCUGACCCCUGGAAACACCAAUCUUGCUCUGCAAAGGAGGAAGCUCAUAUCACAUGUACAGAGACUCCACAGGUCCGCCUGGUAAAUGGUGGCAGUCGCUGUGCAGGCAGAGUGGAGAUCCUUCAUCAGCAUUCCUGGGGCACUGUCUGUGACUACCGCUGGGACCUGAAUGAUGCCCACGUGGUGUGCAGACAAAUGGGCUGUGGAGUGGCCCUCGAUGCCAUGUACUAUGCACAAUUUGGGGAGGGAUCGGGGCCCAUCUGGCUGGACGAACUGAAGUGCACAGGAGAGGAGGACCAAGUGUGGGAGUGUCCUUCUCUAGGCUGGGGACAUCACUACUGCACACACAAGUGGGAUGCAGGUGUCAUCUGCUCAGGAUUUGUGCGGUUGGAUAGAGGAGGUGCACCUUGCUCUGGAUGAGUGGAAGUGAAUUCUGGAGGAGGAUGGACUCCAGUACCUUAUGGGAAUUUCACACUACCCACUGCCCAGGUCAUCUGUGCAGAGCUGGGGUGUGGCAAGGCAGCAUCUUUUCUCUUGGACCUGCCCCUCAGAGAGGCCAGUGAACAGGUCUGGGAUGAAGAGUUCCAGUGUAAGGGAUGGGAGUCUGAGCUCUGGUUCUGCCCCAGAGUGCCCUGUCCUGCAGGCAGCUGCCCCCACGGAGGGGCUGUGCAAGUUGUCUGCUCAGAGUACACAGAAGUCAGGCUCAUGAAAAAUGGCAGCUCUCAGUGUGAGGGUCAAGUGGAAAUGAAGACCUCUGGAGGCUGGAGAACACUCUGUGCCUCCCACUGGAAUAUGGCCAAUGCCAAUGUUGUUUGCCGUCAGCUGGGCUGUGGAGUCGCCAUCUCCACCCCAAAGGGAGCAUACUUUAUGGAAGGAGAAGAUGAGACCUGGAGAGACAGAUUUCACUGCUCAGGGUCUGAGUCCUUCCUGUGGAAUUGCCCUGUGACUGCGCUGGGUGUUCCUGCCUGUGCCCAUGGAAACACAGCCUCUGUGGUCUGCUCAGGUAGCCAGAUCCAGCUGCUGCCCCAGUGCAAUAACUCCUGGUCUGACCCAGCAGGCUCUGUAGACACAAAAGGGCACACUCUCAACUGCUCAGAAAGAAGGCAGCUCCGCCUGGUGGACGGGGGCAGUCACUGUGCAGGGAGAGUGGAGAUCCUGCAGCAGGGCUCCUGGGGCUCCAUCUGUGAUGACAGCUGGGACCUGAGUGAUGCCCAUGUGGUGUGCAGACAGCUGGGCUGUGGAGUGGCCCUGGAGGCCACCAUCUCUGCUCACUUUGGAGAGGGACCAGGGCCCAUCUGGCUGGAUGAGCUGAAUUGUACAGGAGAGGAGACUCAUGUGUGGCAGUGCCCUUCCCAGGGCUGGGGGCAGCACAACUGCAGGCAUAAGGAAGACGCUGGGGUCAUCUGCUCAGAGUUCCUGGCCCUCAGGUUGGUGAGCGAGGACCAGGAGUGUGCUGGGUGGCUGGAGGUUUUCUACAACAACACCUGGGGCAGUGUCUGCCACAGCCCCAUGGAAGCUGUGACCUUGUCUGUGAUCUGCAGACAGCUUGGCUGUGGGGACACUGGGASUCUCAACWCUUCUSUUSCUCUCAGAGAAGGUUCYAGACCUCRUUGGGUGGAUGGAAUCCAGUGUAGGAAAAUGGACACCUCUCUCUGGCAGUGUCCUUCUGACCCCUGGAAACAGAGAUCUUGCUCUGCAAAGGAGGAAGCGUAUAUCACAUGUUCAGGAAACAGACCCAAGAGCUGUCCAGCCACUGCGCCUUGCACAGACAAAGAGAAGCUCCGACUCAGGGGAGGAGACAGUGAGUGCUCAGGGCGAGUGGAGGUUUGACAUGAAGGCGCCUGGGGCACUGUGUGCGAUGACUCCUGGAGCCUGGCAGAGGCUGAGGUGGUGUGUCAGCAGCUGGGCUGUGGCUCUGCCCUGGAUGCCCCAGAGAAGGCUGCAUUUGGCCCUGGAAAUGGAAGCAUCUGGCUGGAUGAGGUGCAGUGCAGGGGCAGGGAGCCCUCCCUGUGGGUCUGUGCUGCAGCACCCUGGGGACAGAGUGACUGCAAGCAUGAGGAGGACGCUGGUGUGAGGUGCUCAGGAUCUAGGACUCAUGGCUCUUUUUCUACUUCAGGCACCAGUUCAGCCUCAGCUCCUGUCCCUGGCAUCUUCUCCUUACCUGGGAUCCUCUGCAUGAUCCUGGGAGCCCUUCUAUUUUUGGUUCUCAUCAUCCUGGGAACUAAGCUGCUCAGAAGGAGAGCACAGCGCCAAGCCUUAUCCACUUUCGAAGACACUGUUGAUGAGGUCCUGUACCAGGAGAUCGAUUACCCAAUAAACCCAGAGAAGGAGAGCCUGCUGAACAUCCAAGAACCUCAAGGACAGCAUGCAGUUGCCACAAGCAGUGGUUGUGAUGAAGUUGAAGAGGUACCUGUUCCUGAAGUUCCUUCUUCCUUUGGAAUGAAAGAUAAGAACUUUUUCACAGAAGAUGAAGGUGGUGCCAGGGGUUCUCAGACAG
Messenger RNA from Urocitellus parryii (Arctic ground squirrel), 4735 nucleotides. NCBI's taxonomy places the organism in Eukaryota, Metazoa, Chordata, Mammalia, Rodentia, Sciuridae. The record is from RefSeq and is a predicted model, not a curated record.